This is a messenger RNA of Austrofundulus limnaeus, 273 nucleotides long. RefSeq names its product dynein heavy chain 5, axonemal. Gene Ontology annotation, molecular function: dynein intermediate chain binding; dynein light intermediate chain binding. Gene Ontology annotation, cellular component: axonemal dynein complex. Gene Ontology annotation, biological process: microtubule-based movement. NCBI's taxonomy places the organism in Eukaryota, Metazoa, Chordata, Actinopteri, Cyprinodontiformes, Rivulidae. The record is from RefSeq and is a predicted model, not a curated record.
UAUUGUUAUGCAGGACGGAAGAGAUGGGGAGCUGUUAAAAAAUACGUCAGAUUUGAUCUCACAAGUCUAUAUCUCCAUGCUGAAGAAAACAACCCAUGGUGGGGAAAAGAUGACCGCCCCUCAGUUCCAGGCUGUAAAACAGGAUUACAUAAACUCACUUGAAAACUUUACGUCUUUUCUGACCACUGCACAUGAGAGCAUACAAGAAAAGGCUUUAGCUGAGGGUGACCUGCUGAGGACAGAUGAUGAUGAUGAUGACCUGGGCCCUCAGGC